Messenger RNA from Hippocampus comes (tiger tail seahorse), 3027 nucleotides. It is a transcript of the gene sorbs3, whose product is annotated as sorbin and SH3 domain containing 3. The record is from RefSeq and is a predicted model, not a curated record. The transcript is spliced from 21 exons. Gene Ontology annotation, molecular function: protein binding. NCBI's taxonomy places the organism in Eukaryota, Metazoa, Chordata, Actinopteri, Syngnathiformes, Syngnathidae. Bases 364 to 2409 code for a protein of 681 amino acids.
AACUAUUAGCGAGCGCCAUCUCCCUGAUGAGCUCUGAAGCAUGUGCUCACACUCACACAUACAAACACGAGCCAUACACACACACACACACACACACACGCACGCACACACACACACGCACACACACACACGCCUACCCGCCCUCGCCUACUUUCAGAGCCACGCUGGAGGGUUCAACAUAAGAUAAAGACACGCUGUUGGUUGGAGACAGAGAACAAGAGAAAGAGAGAGAAAAGCAGCAACGGCUUCCUCCCUCUUUUUCUUCACUUCCUUCACUCAUCUGUGUUGAGGAGACCCCGGCCAGCCCGCGCUUGCCUCUACUUUGGGAGAGACUCUGCCCCACAAGAACCAACAAGUGAGCACAUGCAGUCACAGUUUGUUGAAGACGUUGGCUGUCCAAAUGGCUUCCCCAGGGAGCCUGGUGGUCCUUCCACUCAGCACAUCAUAACAUCUCCAGACCUAACCAAAGAGGUGGUCAUCUCCCCUGGAUUGCCAACUCCUCCUCUCAGCCCCCUCCGAUCAUCCAGGUUUCCUUCUGGAGAGUUCAGGGCAUCUGAUGUCAAUGGAAGUGGCCCAACUACUCCCAGCUUUGGAUCCUAUUAUGGCCCCUCACAUGGAGGGCUUACCAAUGGGGUUCAGCCUCCUUCCACAAGUGAGGAAAGACUCAUCAAAUUCUCAGGAAUUGGCCCAGUGGAUGAAACGGGGAUGCCCAUUGCCUCCAGAUCCAGUGUAAACAAGCCCAGAGACUGGUACAAGAGCAUGUUCAAACAAAUACAUAAGAAGCCAGAAGAGUGUGAGCAGGAGGAAUCAGACAAGUGGUCGGCUAGAUGCAAGAGGGCCACUACAAGCACAGAGGAUGAAGAAGCCAACCAAUAUCUCUUCAGGCUAUCACCGCAUGGAGCCUUGCCUGACUGGAGCCAAGAUGUCAAUGAGCUGUCAGUUGCAGGGAAGCAGAAGCCUCAACCCAAGAGCAUAUUUGACUUUGAGCCCGAAAAAGGUGUUUCUUCAGUAAGCCUUGGCCAGGGUUGCCGGUCGCCAAACAAACGGGCUGAGAAGUCAAAGUCUCCUUCAGUUGAGGCCAGUCUAUUCUCUGAACUGAGUCGCUUUGAGGCCGAGUUGGACUCGGAUAUCAUGGGUCUGGAAAAGAGACUGUCCCAGAAGAAACAGCAGCGUCGAGGCUGGGGUGAGGGGACCAGGGAUCCAGUGACUGCUGCAAGAGCUGGAAACACAAACUACAGUCAAUCAUCUGAGCCUAAGCAGCCCAUUCGUCACUCCGUUGGCCCCUCAUCGGUCUUCGCUCCUUCAUUUGAUCGACUUUCCGCUUCCAAUGACACGAUGGACCGUUCGCCUAAGAAAGAAGAAAAGAAGAUGAAAGCGGCUCGGGCCAAAUUCAAUUUCCAGGCUCAAUCGCCAAAGGAGCUCACGCUGCAUAGGGGCGACAUUGUUUACAUCCACAGGCAAGUAGACGCCAACUGGUUUGAAGGAGAACAUCACGGUCGAGCGGGCAUCUUCCCCACCACAUAUGUCGAGAUUCUUCCUCCAUCUGAGAAACCAACGCCUAUGAAGCCUCCCAGUGUGCAGGUGCUGGACUAUGGUGAAGCAGUAGCACUGUAUAAUUUCAACGCUGACCUUCCAGUUGAGCUUCCCUUUCGAAAGGGGGAAGUAAUAAAUAUAACACGAUGUGUUGAUGACAAGUGGCUGGAGGGGAGGAUCUCAGGGACAAACCGGAGUGGCAUCUUCCCUGCCAGCUACGUUCAGGUCAACAAAAUGCCCCGCACCAAAUACUCCACGGACGACUACUCAACAAGCCCCAUGUCUCCUAUGUCCCCUGGUCCCCAGAGUCCAGGCCGUCCGCUCUACUCACCUUGCCUGCAGUCGCCAUUGUCCCCUUUCAGCCCCACAUGCGUCAGCCCCAAACGAGAGCACUCCCCCCAGCAUCCACCUUCACCCCUGUCUUACGGUGCAGCAGCACAGUCGCACUCGCCCGUUCAGACAUCGCUAUCUAAAGAAUCUGCCAAUCUUUGGCCUCACAAUUCCUCCAAACCUGCUUCACCUGCCAACCACAACACUCUCAGCUCUGCAUCACCAUCUGCUUCUGUAGCGAGAUCUGCACAUAGCACAGUGAACGCUCUCGGACACAAUGAUUUCUCACAGGGUGCUCUCUCCAAUCCCAGGGCCAACUCAUUUCCACCUGGACAAGUGCCAAGCACUGCUGGCUCCACAGCAGUGCAACGUAAACCAUAUAAGGCCGUCUACAACUACAAACCACAGAAUGUAGAUGAAUUAGAACUCAAGGAAGGCGACGUUGUCCAAGUCAUGGAGAAAUGCGACGAUGGCUGGUUUGUAGGUACGUCAGAAAGGACUCACGCUUUUGGGACUUUCCCCGGGAAUUAUGUGACACCAGUUUGACUUUUUGUUUGAUCACAUUCACAUGGAUUCACAUUCCAAGAGCUCAACAACCACCCUCAUCACCUACCUUAAGACGGGACAUGCAUGUUCACCGCUUUUCCAUGGCCAGAGAAGAGAAGCCCUCACUUCCCUGCAUGAGUGUGUUGCACCGGCUUUGUACUUGCAUAUAAACCCAACUUAAGAAAGACUGGAUGCUGAAGACAUGCAAAGAACGAAUGAUUUUGUCCCACAAUUAUUUGCAGCCGCAGCAAAUGUGUUUUUCUUUCCAGAACCAGGACUGUUCAUUUGAACGUCCUGCAUUCAGCCACCACUACGCCACCACAAACCACUGAAAUAAUUUUGUACGAAUUUCCAAUAUUUUGCGGAAUCGAUGACUAAUAUCUCCAAACAUUUUCUGUCUCAGAUUAUUUUUCAGAUCUUUGAAGAAGUUUGAAGAUGCAACAUGACUCUCUCUCUCUAGAUUCCCAUAAGUUAGAAAGGGACAAUUUGUGCCAUUCGGUUUUUCUCCAUCCACAAGGCUUUUCAGAAAAGCAAAAAAUAAAAUCUCUUAGCACAUGCACUGAUUUCUUCCUAUUGAUUGUGAAUGUCUUGUCUAGUUUUUAUUUCAUAUUUAGAAUU